CUGUCUCCAAAGACCUGUGGAAAUACGCAGCCACUUGUGCUGAUGGCGUCCAGCAAUAUAAUGCGAAUUGAAUUGGCAAGUACUAGGACAGAAGUCAACUUUAAAGCUACUUAUAGUUCUGGUGAGUUUGUCUAUUUUACUUGUUUCCUUCAAAUUCACACGGAAGAAGCCAUUUCUAUUCAGAGCAUCAGAAAGCAAAAACAUUUUAGGGACAGUAACCCUUUUUUUUCAUUGGCAGCUGAUGAAGUUACCCAUGGGUAUCAGCAGGAAUUUUACAGGGGGUGGGGGGGCAUAAUUGUAAUGACAUCAAUGUAUGCCAACCGCAUAAGUCGUGUGUGUGUGGAGAGAGAGAGAGAGAGAGAGAGAGAGAGAGAGAGAAUAGCACUCCCAGGUUUUCAUUUCAAGAAAGAUAUAAAUACAAAAAAACAAGUCCUGCGCUCACUUCCAUCACUCCUGGGCGGCAGCAACGACCACAGUACACAUCAGCCCCAAUACAUACAGUAAAAACCAAACUCCAAACCAAAACCAAACCAACUCUUGCUACCCAGAGUUAAACUAUAAAAAGAUUUCUCAUUUAAUCCCCUUGGGGAUGUAGUGUCUAGAGUCCUAAUCAAAUAGAUCUCCUGUUGUAAUAAUAGUUUUUUUGCCAUCUCCACCUCUCCGCAAGGGUGGUAUGUGAUCGAUUGCCAUUAACUUGAAAGAUAGUAGUGUUUGUCCAUGCUCCAUGUCAGUAAGUAUACUCACAUGCAGACACAGACAAUCUCACUGACACAAGCAGAAAGACAAUCUCAUUGAUACACAAACUCAUUGACCUAAAAACACAAGCUCACUGAUACACACAAAUAUGCUCACUGACGGACAAUCUCACUGACAUACACAGCCAAGCUUACUGGUACACACACAACAAAAUAGUGCAAACUCUGACACUCACACAAGGUUACUACAGACAAACACAUUGGUAUACAAACACAAACUUACUACAGACAAGCUUACUGUCACACACACACUCACUCACUACAGACAAGCUUACUGUCACACAUAUGCUCCAUACAGACAAGUUCACUAACACACAUACACAUGCUCACUACAGAAAAUCUCACUUAUACACACAUGCUCACUACAGACAAACUUACUGACACACAUACAUGCUCACUACAGAAACGCUCAAUGACACACAUAAUUACAGCAGAAAAGCUCACUGACACACACAUGCUCACUGCAAAAAAAGCUCACUGACACACAUGCUCAUUACAGACAAACCUACUGACACACACACACACAAGCUCACUGACACAAACACAUGCUAAUUGCCACACAUGCACAUGCUCACUACAGACAAGCUCAUUGACACACACAUGCUCCCUACAGACAUCCUCACUGACACACACAUGUUUAUGACAGACAAACUCACUGACAUACACACAAACUCGCAACAGACAAGCUCACUAACACACACACUCACUACAGACAAUCUUAUUGACACACACACAUGCUCAGUACAGACAAGCUCACUGACACACUCAAAUGCUCACUACAGACAAGCUCACUGACACACACAAAUGCUCACUACAGAAAAGCUCACUGAUACAUAUACACAUGCUCACUACAGACAUGCUCACUGACACACAUGCUCACUACAGAAAAGCUAGCUGACACACACAAGUUUGCUUACACAUAAGCUCACUGACACACACACACAUGCUCACUACAGACAAGCUCGCUGACACACACAUGCUCAUUAUAAACACACACACACACAAGUUCACUAAAGACAAGCUCACUGAUACACACACACUCAAGCUCACUCACUAUCAGACACACACUCACACACACAUACACUCAAUCAAUCACUGUAAUGGGCUGAAGCCUACCUGUCACAGGAGGCUCUGGGAGACUGGGAGUACUGGAAGGCAAAGUCUGUCCUUCUGGCAAGGCCAGCAGCGUGAGUGUGGGGGUAGGGCCUUGAGGGGCAGGAUUUGCAAAUGGGAGGUGAGGCCUGACUGCGGGGGCAGAGCAUAGAGGCAUCAAAUUGCUGGUGAUUCAGAAGGGAGCCUCACAGAGCUCCCUCUGCCCCCCCCCCCCCCAGUACCUCCCUCUUUCUUUCCCUCAGACUGAGCUGCCACAGUCCGAGGGAAAAUUGCCUGUGGGGAGGGGACAUGUUGAAAAAUCCAUGGGGGGGGGGGACAAGUGCCCUCUCAUGUGACCCCCCUGCAGACACCCAUGGCAUUGCCCACCCUGACUUGUUGGGAUCUACCAACUUAACCACAUGUGAUCAACCACUAGUCCAAAGAUACAUUGUGCCCUGUUCAAACCCAUAAAUCGAUAAGCAUGUAUGUGGGAAACUGCAACCACAUUAACCCCUUCGGGAAUAAAAGGAAUCAUGACAUGUCACACAUGUCAUGUGUCCUUAAGGGGUUAAAGAGGCUCAUCUCCACCUACUGAUGCUGUUACCCAAUGGCAGUCUUAAAAGAUAGGACAAUAUGCAUGGCUGUCUAUUGGGGCAUCCAGGAUAGAUGCCCCAUGCAAAGCCAAUGGCUGAUGUCAGGAAUCUGCGUUAAGGGGCGUUUUUAUCUUCAGCAAUGUCUUGACGUGAUUAAUUGCUCAGUUGUCUGCAGCAUCUCCAUUCAUCAACAAAGACUAAAAUGGAAACUGCAGAUAUAAUUAUGACAACAUUCCUACUAUACACUUAUCAUUAAACGUUAUCAUGCUAAUAGAUUAUUUUUGGGGGGUUUUAUUGGCAACAAAAAAAAGAAAGAGGCGGUGCCCCCUAUACAAACAGAAGAUGAGGCAACCACAGGGUCCAUCCAGGAACAUGCCAUGCUCUGUGUAUUGGGAUGAACAGCACCCAUCUUUUUUUGUAUAUUAAAUGACCAUGUCAUCAUCCACUUUCAUCUUCUUGCCAGUUCUCAAUUUCUCUCCUGUCUGCUGCUCCUGUACCCGCACCACUAAUUCGCUUUUCAAGGACUUCUUGUGGGCUGUUCCAUUCUUAUGAAACAGAUUGUCUUCUCCAUCAGACUCUCUGCUAUUACGCCAUAAUUUAAGAAGUCCCUUGAUACCCCCUCACUUUAUAAUACCCUAUAAACCUCCCAGGAUAACUGUAAUUCCUCAAUCAUAUAUCCUUCUAUCUCAAAUUAAUUAAUUAAUUCUCACCUUCCAAUUCUGCCACGUCCCCACCCUGUCACCUGGUUGCUAUCCCCCACACUAUCCUCCCUAUUGUGUUCUUACACCCCACCUCUUCUAGAUUUUAAGCUUGUCCGAGUAGGGUAAUCAACAAUGUAGUGUUCCUGUCAAAACUUGUAAUAGUUUGUCUCAUGUUUCGUUAAAUUACCUUCAUUAUAACAUUAUAAAGCACUGCGGAAUAAGCUGACACUGCAUAAAUGGCAAUAAUAAUAAUAACUAAGGUUUGUGGGAGGUAUAAUAUGUCAAUUAAUUGAGCGACGCAUGUUGUCUCCCUUUGUUUUCCCAGCAAAAUGUGGUGGCUACUUAACAAACGCGGCAGGUAACUUUUCAAGUCCAGACUUCCCUUCAAAAUACCCCAACUCCAUGGACUGUUUUUGGAUCAUUUUGGCCACCCCUGGGAGUAAGGUGAUUUUUAAAAUGAAAAAUUUGUGUUUUUACCCCUUAAGGACCAAUGUCGUGAUAAUAGGGGACUGGUUUAACCACUGGUCAGUAAGGGGUUCAUUUGGCUUUCUACAAAUAAAUUUCUGAAGUUUGUACAGUUUUGGAAUAUAAAGGAGUCGGUGCUGUAAUAAACCAUUGAAACAGAAAUAAAUCCUUAUUAAAGCAGCAUGCAUUAUACUUGUGCACAGGGGGGAAAAAAUAGUUUCAGCUGAAUCACUUCGCCCCAAAAUAAAAACAAUUCUUUAAACUGUCGCAUUUCGAGCAAAACUCAUUUUGGCUAGUCCAAAUUUCAUUAACAAAAAAUAUUUGGAAAAAUGAAUCAGACAAAUGAGAAAGGCAUGAAAAUAGGCCAAUCAGUGUGACACAAUAUAAAUAUUAUAUAUAUAUAUAUAUAUAUUGCACGAAUAGGAGCAUUAUUCAGCCAUUUGAUUUGCAGAUCAAGUAAGACAAAACGUAACCAGUAAAGUGAAUAGGGGCACAAAAGAAAAUAUUUAUUUAUAUUUUUAUAAAAGUAUGUAUUUUUUUUUUAAUGCUCCUUUUUUCCCACUAUUGGUCACUUCUCACUUGAUCUGUGAAUUAAAAAAAAACAUUUACUGUCUGUCCCAUAGCUAUCAAUAAUCUUUUUACCUUUAAUUAUCUCUUUUUGGGGUGGGGGGUUAACAUGUGCAGAAUUCUGAAUCCCGAGUAAAAACGAACAUACCGGUAUUUGUCCAUUGUGUGUUUUGGUCUUGGCUUAGGCUCUAUUUCAGCUCAGAGUUUGAGAAUUCGGACGAUCACACAAUCGGUUCAAUUUCUGACAAAUUGCAGUUCGGUAUGAAGUAAAUUUCCAAGUCCAGCCAAAAUGUAUAUUUCCAUAAAUCUGUAAGCCUCUUGCCCAUGUAAUAAGUGUAAAAGGUCAAAAGUAUUUGGGUGUGUAAUAAAUCCCAAUACAGAUUGAGGGAACCACAUACUCCCUCUACAAACAUGUCAAGGAAUGCCCAGUUACCAGGCAUAUAAGUAAUCGUACUGGGUUCCCUUGGACUGGAGGCUACUAUUUUUAGAGACAUUCACGCCCAAAGUCAGUUCUGACGAACUGAGAUCCCGAUUUUAAUCCAAAAUGGGGUUGGAGAAAAUCUGAGACAGCUCGGUUAUUAUGGAAGCCAAAAUAUUACUGCAAUUACUGGAGGUAGCAAUGGCAAUCAAGAUGAAACAAUAUUUAUAAAUUAAGGAUAGCACACAGAAUCUGACCUUGUUUGAGGAAUUAUGAAGGAUAAGUCCAACCGUAGAGCAAGCUAUUUUAGUGAAGAGGAACAGCUCAGCUAUGUUAUCCUAAAUUUUACAUUUAAUUUCCCAGCUCUCCUCAACCCUCUGGUUAGCAAUUAAACUCCCGUGGCUUUCCCCUUAGCACGCAUUUUCAGGAAAAUUCACUCACAAAUAGAGUGGCGAUAAUCAAACUGUGUUUUUAUUGCAGAUAACAAUUCACAUUGCUCCUUUUAACAUGGAAUUCUCAGUGCGCUGCUCAUAUGACUAUUUACUCAUACGAGAUGGAUGGAAACAGAAGAAGCGAUGUGGUCUUAUUCCCAAGUUGCAUUUUACGUCUUCCAGCCAGUCUCUGGUCGUCCAUUUCCACAGUGAUCCGUCGGUGCAGGCAGAAGGGUUCCACGCCAGCUAUGUCUUCAGUAAGUGUCCCUGAGGAAUCCAGGGCCAAGGUUAUGGAUUCAGUCUGGGAUGCACUUAGGCAUUUGAUACCAGCAGCCGUUAAGUCUGCUUUAAAUGAUGGAAAGUAUGUCUGGUGAGAAGGCGACAUAUAUGUUACAGAAAGGAAACAUAUGCUACGCAAAGAGAGGAUGUAGAAUAGGAAAGACUCAUCCAUAAGAAUCCACGGAAUUAAGGUUUGAAGAAGAGGUGAGUUAGAGCUUUUAUCAGACGCUGUAAGAGUUUAUUUAGUAAACAGUGGAUUGCGGUGAACUAAAAAUUGAAUAGAGUUUCUGGGCCAUGUCACCAAUAUAUUAACAUUUGGCUAUUAAAAAAUGCUAUUUUUUAAAUUGAUAUUUAGAUUUCCGCUUAAAGUAUAUGGGCGGGCAAAGAAAAAGAGAACAAAAUAAAGACAAAUUAACACGUCAGAUGAUUAAAGGGCAACGGUCACCACAAAACUAUUUUUUAAUAUAAUAACCAUUUCACCAAGUAGUGAAAGGAAAUAGUUUUUUUUUCUAAUGAAUUGUUUUAUAAAAAAAUUAGAAAAACACAUCCCUGCUUUUAGUAUAUGGCAGGGUCCUUCAGCCAUAUACACGCACCUUGAUAUGUAGAGUGAAUUUCUAUUUUGUAUAAGGAGCAUGAAUGACUAUAAUUGUGCCGGUAAUAAUACUAUACAAAGAACUACUACUGAAUGGUAGAUAUACAGGGUAAAGCAGCAUAAAAACUUUCAACUCUGACAUUUCAUUAGGUAGUUUUCAAGCAGUUUCACACAAAUUGGGGGGGCCCCAGGGCGACUGUAGUCAGAGCCCUCUGUCAGCUGAAGUCCUUGCUUUAGAACCUAUUUACUUUAUACAGAAAACAAGCUGUGGUGCUUGGCUCACACAAUGCCUUUGACUGCUCUUGAGAAACAUGAGGAGUAGGUCCAGAUAUAUAGUGGGACCGGCACCAAACCCGAUCUCGCUUUGAAAGAUCAUUUGGGUCAGAUCAGUUUAGUGCGCUUGUAAUACAGUGCUUAAAGGAUCACUAUAGGGUCAGAAACACAAACAUGUAUUCCUGACACUAUAGUGUUAAACUCACUAAUAAGGUGACACCCCUUAGUCGCCCUAUAGAAGUUUUAAACUCACCUUAUUUACAGCGCCGCGCGAGUCAGCCGGCGCUGGUUCCGCCCCCUUUGAGACAUCAUUGAAAUGGGCCAUUUUUUUGCCGAUAGGGAAAGCAUUGGAUUGCCUAAAAUCGGCACAGGGGCAGGGCCAAAUGACAUUUUGGACAAUCAGGACCUCCUCAUAGAGAUGCAUUAAAUCGUGUGGGGACGCUGAAUGGCAGGGCUGCUUACUGUGCAGCCCUGAGCCAGGAGGCCCCUCCAGUGGCCAUCUAAGGAGUGGCCACUUGGAGGUGUCCCUAAGGGCAAUGUAAACACGGCCUUUUCUCUGAAAAAGGCAGUGUUUACAUGAAAAUGCCCAAAGGGAGCUAUUAUGCUAACUAGAUUAAGCUGUAGUUGUUCUGGUGACUCGUGUCCCUUUAACCAAUUAAAGUGAUUUAUUAGAUUAAUUUAGUAAUUUUCCAUACAGGAAAAGUUGUGCCGAGCAGCAACCAAAUCCACAGAAGGGUUAAUGCUGAGCAGCAAUUAUGCAAAUGGGAUCCUGGUAACUGACUUUGGGGUCAAAGGCCGGUUACAGCCUAUCAGAUCCAGAGGAGGGGUAUUUAGGCCCAGUUCUCAGCCUGCUCAGUGCCCUGUCGUGGUUUCACUUGUGGUUGUCCGAGAGCGCGUUCCUGAUUCAAGUUUCUUCUGGUUUUUUACUUUGGCUUUGAUUUUGACUUCCCUGUAUUCUGACUUCCCCUUAUCAUUGUGUCUCUUUCUGUAUCCCCUGACCUCGGCAAGUAUCCUGACUACUCUCUGGUAUGUUAAGUCCGGCCAUUCUAAGGCCCGGUAAUACCUUGCCUAUUAGUCAUCUGUGUGACACAAUUCUACGUGCUGGACCAACUAGUAAUCCUGACAGUAACAACUCCAAGCAUCACCAACAAUGUUCCUUUUAGGUGAGUCCGUACAAUUAUGUAAUGUUAUACAGGAAAAAUAGCAGGGCUUAAAAUUUCAAGUCCUACUUUACUUGCCACUGCGAGUCCAUGUCACGCUCAUCAGAACUAAAUGUUCAUUUGCCAGUGGCUAGUGUCAAUUUUGAACCCUGAUAAUGUACUAAUAAUAGGAAGAGCGAGUAUACUUUACAUUAGAGAAAAUUGCUGAAUGAAAGCGCUAGAUUGGCUAUAUGUGUGGUUCUAGUCCUAAUUGAAAUGAAAGCGCUAGAUUGGCUAUAUGUGUGGUUCUAGUCCUAAUUGAAAUGAAAGCACUAGAUUGGCUAUAUGUGUGGUUCUAGUCCUAAUUGAAAUGAAAGCGCUAGAUUGGCUAUAUGUGUGGUUCUAGUCCUAAUUGAAAUGAAAGCACUAGAUUGGCUAUAUGUGUGGUUCUAGUUUUACGUGUAUAUACAUAUUCCAUUUAACAGGUCACUGUUAAUCAAACUCCUAUUUAUUUGGCAAAAAAAGUAGCAGGUAACAUUUGAUUAGAACUAUGUGGGUGAUUUCUAAGCGAUGGGUGCUCUGUGUAACCCCUUGUGCACUAUAAUAUUUCUAUUAUUUAAUUGUGAUGAAUAUAUUUAAAACGGAAAAGGCAUCGUAUCCAUUUUAGUGUUUACUUUUUCUAUCCUUGUAUUUCCUUUUUCUGCUCCACUCAGGUCCCCAGAGCACUGUCCUCAGAUUUAUAUUACCUAGAACAUGCACUCGCUGUACGCAGAGUCUCCUUGGUAGCGGUUUCAGUCAUUACAUCUUCUAGGAUGAUUCCCACACUUCAUUUACUCUUAAAACUAGACCAGUGGAAGCCCUUUAGAUUUAUCAGACAGGGCUCCUGUGGCUUUGUCUAGCAUCCGUGGGCAUUGAUAAAUACUGUGUAUUUUCAGCAGAUUGUGUCCCAGUUUUUAACCAGUAGGUCAAAGUCUGUGUGUCGUACUGGUGUGGUUCAAAUAAGCUGUAAAAAUAAAGACAAUUGCAUUUAGUUUGAUUUCAACAUUUCAACAGUGCUGUCAUCAAUAACGCAUUUAGUUCCACUGGGAAAUCUUAGCUGAACUGCAUUUGUUUGCUUGGUAGCACAUGUUUGCACAUUGAAGGCCAAGCUGGUAGCACGGUUUUCAUUCAUAUAAACAUGUUUUAGAAUAAUAAAAACAUACAUCCAGGUCCUCAGUUACGCCUUGUCUGAUUCUGGCGCACACCUGACAUAAGAGAGCAGAGAGAGGUGGGUGCUGAAUGAUCCCAUAAACACAUAGCCUCCUGCCAUUGUAGGGAGACAGUAUAAGGUGGCCUGGGAAGGGUGGUUUUGCAGGAACUGUGCCAUGCUCACGUUGGUUACCACUUAGUGAUCUUGAGUACCAUACGGGCACUUGGAGUCACAGCUGGUUUGGGUCAUGACAGGAUACCCUGAAAGAUGAAAAACCCUUGUUUCCUAUUCUCCCACUCAGAGACAUUUGUCUUUAAAAAAAAAAAACCCAAACAAAAACAUGCAUAAUGGACCACACAACAGACAGAGAAUAAACAAAAAUGUAACAUAGCAAUUUUUACAAACGAAUACAAAAAUGUCAGUUACUUUAGUUACUGCAAUAAGAAGCAUCUGACACAAUCAAUCCAUUAGAUUCCAUUACAUUGUAGACCUGUAUAGACUAACCAUAAAAUGACCUGUUCCUGACAUUUCUUGCUUAAAAACGUAAUAUUAACCCUGUUUUCCUUCAUUUAACCACCAAUGUUAGUUUUUUCUUUAAUACUAAACACAUAUUUUUACAUAGUUAAAAUUAACAUAUUGUUUGUAUGUACGCACAUAUUAGUUUACAUUUGGGAACUGUAGAGACAUUUUUCUUUCAUUGUUGAUUUCUAACCAAAGCAGACCUUUUUCUUACUAAAAUUACCAUCAUGGAGGCAGCCAUCCUGACUUCUUUAGCAAGAUUAUUCCUCACCACUGCAGUAGACAACAAAAGAGGGUAACAACUAAAAAUGAGUGGGGUUAACUAUAGAUUGGUAGAGUUUCCAGUUUUUUAUUGUACUUGGGCAGAGAUAUCACCUGUUUGGAAACGGGGAGUCUCACCAAGAGUCCUUGCAGCUCUCUGCCAAAACAGCAAACACAGACAGGCAUAUUCACUACAGUGAGAAUUAUAAGUGAAUUUUUUUUUAAUUUCAAAUGUAAGGUCAAAACAGCUUCAAUGCAAAAAUUCUCUAAAUCUGAUGUGUUUUCAAUUCGAUCAGUUUGGCCUAAAAUUUAAAAUUCACUUUGAAUAAUCCUGAUAGCGAAUACUCAGAUACAUAGGUGAAUAUAAUUAAUGAUGGUGGCAUAUCUCCUACCAUUAAUGCACAGAAAUCUAAGUUAUAGGGAGGCAUAACCGUGGCAUUGGGUGUGCCAAUGCUUCAUAGGGCAUGCUUGCAACAAGGCUCAUGUCAGUGUUAUGUAUGUGCAGACACAUUGUUAGCACAUACAAAUAUUCCAGCCUAGCAUCUGUAUAUGCACAAAUAGUUGUGAAAUCAAUUGCACAUACUGGAAGAUGUUCACUGGCAGGACACACAGGUUACUUCCAUAUUGGGACUGUUCAACCAGAUUGGAGAUACUUGUUAGGUAUAUAGCUAUCUGAAGAAACUAUCCCAUGUGAUAGAAAAAAAACUAAACUAAUAUUCCAACAGCUAACUUGUGCAGAGUUUAAAUUCUGUAUCAUGUAAUAUAGGAAAAAUAAAAUUUUGGGAGCCCUUACUGUCUGUGACAUUAAGAUACAUUAUGGGGCUGCACAGACGGCCUCUAGCUAUGUGUGUAUUUAGCACUUUGCACCUGUUGGACAAGUCGUGUUACACCACUAGCUCUUUGAACAGCCUGUAAUUAGUGUUAGAUGAGUAACCAUUGGGCUAUGUUAUAUACAAGCUUAGCAUUGUAAGGGUCAGCUUAGUAAUGCAUUCUUACUACAAUGUGUAGGGAAAAACAGGCCUCUAAGUCACUCAUGCUAUGUGUCAUAUAAUAUCCUGACUGUGUUCUAUUACAGCUGGUACAACAUUGAACAAACCAUUCUUUUAUGUGUGAUUUUUCCAGCCCCUGCCAAAUAACUACAGCGUAGCCUGCAAUAAUUCUGAGUAGAGAACGUCGGUCUUCUCAUUGACCACCAGAUGGCACUAAAACCUAAGAAUGAACCACUGAACCCUUUGUUUUAUUCACAAAAGAUUGGGAGAUUACAGAUUGAAUAUUUGAGCUGCCUAAUCACGCUGCAUUUCUG
Pelobates cultripes (western spadefoot toad) is the source of this 10577-nucleotide messenger RNA. Lineage: Eukaryota; Metazoa; Chordata; Amphibia; Anura; Pelobatidae. The record is from the annotation of a GenBank genome assembly.